UGUCGCACAACGCUGAUAUUACUUAUCCCUCCAAUUACUCUGUACCUGGUCAUUGCUGUCGUGCACUCACCCGAACAUCCUGCCAUGGGGAGCACCUCGCCUCGGCGUCCAGUGCUGUUAUGCAUCACACCCCAAUAUCAUGGAUACUUAUAGCUUGUCUACACCUGCAGCCUGGUGGCGUAAUCGAUCCAAAAGCCAAAUGUUUCCCAAUAAGUAUGGUUCAGUACCAGGGCAAUGGUCAUUAAACCACGACUUGCAUAUUGCCCAUCUGACGGGGGCACAGUCGAUCCCCUCCAUGUUCGUGUCAUGUCUUGUUUGUGUGAGAAGUUUUGAAUUGUAGCAUCCUUUCUGUGUUCUUUACACUUCGAGGAAGUUAGAUUUCGCGUUAGAUUUCGCCUUGCACUUUCCCCAGUCGAUCAUAGUCAUUGUAGAUCGUUGUUAAGUUUCUUGUACUGCAGUUGGCUAGCUGUGGCAGCAAUGGGAAAGACAUGGGUGAAAAUCCUCAGGCUAGUUAUCAGAAAUGAUGCUAUGCGGGACGACCCACCACAAAUAUAUGGAUGGAGAGUCUUUGCGCUAGUAUGUGCAUCAUGCUUCGGCGGAAUGCUUUUCGGUUGGGAUAUUGGCGCAAUAGGAGGCAUUCUAAUAAUGCCAAAGUUUAUGGAGGAUUAUCACAUAGACAGCAGUGAGAAGGACAUUCUCUCAGAAAAUAUCGUCUCAACAUUACAAGCAGGGUGUGUUUUAGCCUGCCUGACUGCCGCUCCCUUUGCCGACAAAUUUGGGCGAAGAUGGUCGCUGGUAACAGCUGCACUCAUCACCUGCAUUGGAAUCGCGCUCCAAGCGGCACCGACGUUGAGUUUACCGGUCCUGUACGUCGGGCGACUGGUCGCUGGAUUCGGAGUUGGUGCCGCCUCCAUGUUGACACCACUAUACGUUUCCGAAUGUGCGCCAAGAGCAAUCCGAGGUGCAUUGACGGGGUGCUACCAGUUAUUCAUUGUGAACGGAGUGAUGCUCUCCUUCUGGGUCAACUACGCGGCGCAGUAUCAUUGGAACGACAGAUACGUCUAUCUAAUUCCGCUUACUUUGCAGUCUGUCCCGGCGAUAUGUCUGCUGGUUGGGAUGCUGUGGUGUCCUGAAAGCCCGAGGUGGACGGCGAGGCAGAAUGACUGGGAGAACACUGCUCGAAUAUUGUCAAAGCUGACAAGCUUGCCUGACGAUCACGAAUACAUCAAUCACGAGAUGUACGGAAUGGCAGAGCAACUCGAGAUCGAACGGCGGCUUGUCGGCGACGCGACAACUUGGACGCUGCUGAAGGAGAUGUGGCUCAUACGUGGGAAUCGCAAUCGGGCGCUUAUAUCCAUUAGCUUGAUGGUAUGCCAGCAGAUGACUGGCGUCAACGCUAUCAACUAUUACGCACCACAGAUGUUCCAGUCGCUCGGUAUGAACAGUACAGAGAGCUCACUUUUUGCAACGGGUAUAUAUGGUGUUGUCAAGGUCGUCGCUUGUCUUGCUUUCCUCAUCUUCGCAGCAGAUUCACUAGGACGAAGGAAGAGUCUACUAUGGACAAGCAUCGCACUAUCGAUAUCCAUGUUUGUUAUUGGUGCAUACAUAUAUAUCAGUCCACCAGUUCAGGGGCAACCAAUCCCGACAUUUGGAUAUGUAGCGAUCGUGUGCAUCUUCCUAUUCGCAGCCUGCUAUCAGUUCGGAUGGGGACCUUGUUGCUGGAUUUACGUGAGCGAGAUUCCCAGCGCACGCCUGCGAGCCAUGAACGUUGCGCAGGCUGCGGCGACACAAUGGUUGUUCAAUUUUCUCGUCGCGCGAACUGUACCGACAAUGAUGAAGAAUAUGGGGCACGCAGGCUACGGUACAUAUUUUCUCUUCGGCUCCUUUUGCGCAUGCAUGUUCUUUUAUGCGUACCUCCUGAUCCCAGAGACCAAAGGAAUGUCAUUGGAGAAAAUGGAUGAACUAUUCGGUAUUACUGAAAUGCUACAUGUUGUCCAAGAUAUAAAUCGAGAAGACAUCACGCGUCGGCCCUAUAGCUUACGUUCCACAGCCGAGUAUGAGCUCAAGGGCGAAGAUAGGUGGCGACGGCUUUCGGCGGGUGGGGGAUCUCAAGCAAGCGCAUCCGAGGUGCGAUGAGUCAACGGCAUGAAUCGCUUGUGCCGGAGUGGUCAGAGGAU
This is a messenger RNA of Truncatella angustata, 2177 nucleotides long. RefSeq names its product general substrate transporter. Gene Ontology annotation, biological process: carbohydrate transport; transmembrane transport. The coding region runs from base 478 to 2136 and encodes 552 amino acids. The transcript has 10 exons. Lineage: Eukaryota; Fungi; Ascomycota; Sordariomycetes; Amphisphaeriales; Sporocadaceae. Gene Ontology annotation, cellular component: membrane. The record is from RefSeq and is a predicted model, not a curated record. Gene Ontology annotation, molecular function: carbohydrate:proton symporter activity.